AUGGGCAAAAAUACCGACAAGCUGUACAUCACUCACUCGGAGUGGUCCUCAUCUGACGCAUACUCUGCCAGUGCUGGCGCCAACGUCAAUGCGCGCUCGCGUCCAGGCUCUUUCCGACGGCUGCCAUUCAACUUCUGCGCAGCCAGCCUUCAACCCUUCAAAAACCCCGUCUGCACCCAAGAUGGUACCAUUUUCGACGUUGAAGUCAUCAGCUCGUGGCUAGACAAGCACGGCACAAAUCCCGUCAACGGCGAUCGUCUCGAUGCGAAAGACCUUAUCAAACUCAACUUCGCCAGGAACGCCGAGACCGACUCGCGGACCCCGGGCUUCGGUCAAGGCGACUUGAUUGAUCCCGUGACCUUCAAGGUUUUCACAGACAACACCCAUAUCGUUGCGAUCCGACACGGAAACUAUGCAAACGUCUUCGCCUGGGACACGGUCGAGCGAAUGAAUGUCAAGGCCAAGAACUGGCGGGAUCUUCUGGAUGAUAAGGAAUUUACCAAAGCCGACAUCAUUACUCUCCAAGACCCGCAGAAUGCUGCGAGUAGGGACCUGAGCCAGUUCAAGUUUCUCAAGGACGGUGAAGAGGCCAUUUUGACCAAGGAGCAGGAGGAGGAGCGGAAGGAGGGCAAUGUCAACAUCAAUGCUUUGGGUCGCAUUGGCGACAAGGUCCUCCGUGCUAAGCAAGCUGUUGAAGAGGCUCGUAAGAAACGCGACGAAGGCUUCGAUGUGAAUCGUUCUUCUGCGGUCGUCAAGCCCGGUUCCGCGGUGCAACGCAAGUCCAUGAUCAUGGAUAAGAAAAUACCAGCCAAUGCGGCAGUGUACACAACUGGCAGAGCAGCCGCCAGUUUCACCAGCACGGGUUUGACGCCAGAAACAAGCGGCGAGCGGGCUCUGUUGACCGACGAGGAAUACAUGCUCAACCCCAAAAGGGUCAAGAUCAAAGGCUACGCCCGGAUAGAAACGAAUUUGGGCGAUUUGAACGUUGAGCUAUACCCAGAAUUUGCCCCGCGUGCAGUAUGGAACUUCACAAGACUCGCCCAAAAGGGUUAUUACAAAGGCGUCGCUUUCCACCGGAACAUCAGAAACUUCAUGCUUCAAGGAGGUGAUCCUACUGGGACGGGAAAGGGCGGUACUAGUAUCUGGGGCAAGAACUUCCAGGACGAGUUUGACGGGCCUUUGACGCAUAAUGCUCGAGGAAUCAUCAGCAUGGCGAACAAGGGUAAGAACACCAAUUCGAGCCAGUUUUUCAUCAUUUAUAGGCCAACGAAGCAUCUCGACAACAAGCACACUGUUUUUGGUAAGGUUGUCGGUGGCCUUGACGUACUGUCAAAGAUGGAGGACGUUCCAACCGAUGGAUCUGACAGGCCGCUGAACAAGAUCGUGAUGAAGGAGGUUGUGGUCUAUCUUGAUCCUUUCGAGGAGUUUUUGAAGGAGAAAAGCAACAUCGAAGAGCUGGAGAAGGCCAAGCAGGCUAUAGAGCUCAACGGCGGUACAGAAGAUGACAAGACUACUUGGACAGGGAAGAGAAUCAAAGCUGACGGCACUUUGGAGACCGCAAACGGCUGUGCUACUGUAGGCAAGUACCUCAAAACACAGAAGAGUGGCUCAAAGCGUAUCGACGCAGAAGAUCUUGAUACAUGGGAGGAGCCGUCACGAAAGAAGAUGAAGAGUGGAGGUUUCGGCAACUUCGACAACUGGUGA
Messenger RNA from Colletotrichum chrysophilum, 1704 nucleotides. It is a transcript of the gene CYP8, whose product is annotated as Peptidyl-prolyl cis-trans isomerase cyp8. The record is from RefSeq and is a predicted model, not a curated record. Gene Ontology annotation, cellular component: catalytic step 2 spliceosome. NCBI's taxonomy places the organism in Eukaryota, Fungi, Ascomycota, Sordariomycetes, Glomerellales, Glomerellaceae. The coding region runs from base 1 to 1704 and encodes 567 amino acids. The transcript has a single exon. Gene Ontology annotation, molecular function: ubiquitin-ubiquitin ligase activity; peptidyl-prolyl cis-trans isomerase activity. Gene Ontology annotation, biological process: protein polyubiquitination; protein folding; protein peptidyl-prolyl isomerization.